Molecule: messenger RNA, 387 nt
Organism: Knipowitschia caucasica
Lineage: Eukaryota; Metazoa; Chordata; Actinopteri; Gobiiformes; Gobiidae
Source: the annotation of a GenBank genome assembly
AUGUUACCGACGUCGACCGCGACCUCCAGACGAACCAAGACCAUCAACACAACCAACAACCCAGAGUGGAACGAGAGCUUCAGCUUCAGGGUCCCCAAGAAGACCAAGAACAUCUUGGAGAUCCGAGUCCUGGAUGAGGACCUGUUGUCCAGAGAUGACCUGGUGUCCAUGGUGCUGUUGGACCUGGACACUCUGGAGAUGGACUCAAACAUCAGAAGAACCUUCAGCCUGAGCCCUGAGGUGUGGGGGGGGGGCGGAGCCAGCAGAGGGGUGUGGUUGAGGGAUUUCUCACAGCCGCCCCCAAAACGGCAGUUUUGUUCCAGAAUCCCUCAAACCUCGUCCUUGACUUCUGGGAGGGGUAUAAGGCGGGAAACGGGUCGCAGGUAG